AAAUUGGACCCCGUGUUGUUUGUAAAAUGGUACAACCCUUAAGGUUACCGGAAGUUGUUUCAGCUGCCAUGUUUGGUUGCUUUGUUGUAGGCUUCUACUAGGUUUCCUACACAAUUACCAAGUGUGGAAAUGGAGGCAAGCUGGAGUACGUUUCUCUUCCAACAGGCCAAUGAAGCCCUCCACCACCAGCACCAGGUGGCCCAAAACAGCCUGCUGCCCCUUCUUAACGCAGGAACUGAACCGAUCGACCAAAAGCCCGUGCUGCCCAUCCAAAUCGACCACAAGAACCCUUCCAUUGGUCUGGAUCUCCUUAAAGACAAUGUGACCAGUGGAGGAGGUGGACGGCCACCAGUGCCCGUGAUAAAGAAGGAGCAUAAAGGCAAAACGCCAUUCGUUUGUGGCUACUGCAACAAAGCCUUCCGCGACAGCUACCACCUGCGACGCCACGAGUCCAGCCACACGGGUAUCAAAAUGGUGUCGAGGCCAAAGAAAGUUGCCCAGACGGCCCCCCCGACCAUGGUGCCGAUGAUCUCCACGAUGCAUCGAGAGAACAACGGAAACGUUUCCUACAUCUCCACGGCAGCAGGCAUCCUCUCCACGGCGACCACUUCCGUCUCGUCCGGCGCGAGCAUCAUGACUUCGGCGAUGGGCAACAUGUCGCACCACCAGCAGACUGUCCCCAAGAAACCUGCCAAACCUGUCAAGAAAAACCAUGGGUGCGAGCUGUGCGGCAAGGCCUUCCGUGACGUUUAUCAUCUGAAUCGCCACAAGCUCUCCCAUUCGGACGAAAAGCCCUUCGAGUGCCCCAUUUGCCACCAACGGUUUAAAAGGAAGGACCGAAUGACCUACCAUGUUCGGUCUCAUGAUGGAGGAGUCCAUAAGCCCUAUGUGUGCUCCGUCUGUGGGAAAGGUUUUUCCAGGCCUGACCACUUGAGUUGCCACGUGAAGCAUGUUCAUUCUUCCGAACGGCCGUUUAAAUGUCAAGUGACGGCGUGUACCUCUGCGUUUGCCACCAAAGACCGACUGCGUUCUCACAUGAUCAGACACGAGGGAAAGGUGACCUGCAGCAUCUGUGGGAAGAUGCUGAGUGCGGCUUACAUCACCAGCCACCUGAAGACUCACGGGCAAACAAACUUCAACUCCUGUAACAAAGACCAGGUCUGCAACUCUGCCUCAGCUACACCCGUGACUGUUUCGGCUCCCAUCACCACGGCGAUGAACCGGGGCAACUCCAACAAUAACAACAACGCCGUCACCAUAGCGGCGCAAAUGAACAUUAGUACCAACACGGUCAACAUCACGUCGCCGGUCAGCCUUCAGCACCCGCUCACCAUCACCGGGCCCGUCAACAUCGCGUCUGUCAACAUCCCUGCCAGCGCGUCCAUGAAUAUUGCUCACCCGGUCGCAAUAACCACCCCCAUGCCAAUGAAUAUCGCCGGCCCACUUAACAUUGCCAUGCGGCCAGUGGAUAGCAUGCCUUUCUUGUCCCAAGUCUUACCGUCUUCCCCACCCUGGUAAAGAUAAAACAAAAAACAACUCAAAAGGAGAAGGAGCAUUGAACUGGCCAGGAAGAAAGGGAAAAAAUAAAAUGAGACUCAUCUCACAAUUUGCCCCUCAGGGCCAGCUCCCCCACCCCCUGUCUUUUUUGUUUUGGGGGGGUUGUUUUUUGAGAAACCCUCAUACUUUCAUUCCUCACACCUCCAAGUGGGUGUGCUGUAUUUACGAGCUGCGCAGCCAGGGGGCGCUCGCGAAUUCUUAGCUGCAUCCCAGUUCAUGUUAACAUGACUUACAGGAGAUGCACAAAACUUGACGAGAAACCAAGUAGGACCGUCCUUGAAAUAAGGACACGUUUAGGAAUUAGCUUAGUCUGUUAGAGUGACGAAACUGAUCUGUAAUAACUGAAGUGAGAUGAUUCCUCAUACAUCAUGAUGGGCUGUCAUGGAAGAAGAACCUGUUUUUUGUUGUCGUUUUCUUUUCUACCAUAGGAGAAGCGAGAUGGACUGACUUCUCUUCCACAGCCUCUGGCUGUUGCUUUAUACGUUAACUAUAGCCUGGUAAUCCAUAUUUAAUGUAGGAGAAAAAAAUCAUAGUAAAAAGGGACAGCAGCUUCCAUGUGCAAGGAAGGAUAUUUUUUUCACCUUACUACAGCUUUUCCAUUUUGUUUUCAGAUAGUAGUUACUACACUCUUAAGGUACAGCUAACUUGUAAAUUCAACAUAGUUCUGCAUUUUGAGUUUUUACCCGUCUUUUCAAGGAGAUCUCUCCAAAAGUGUCCGCUUGAUGAUGAAAUGUUUGUAUUUUUAUAUUUGUAUGGACUUAUGAAGACUUGUGUUUAUGUGCUAUGGUCUGUUUUAACCCCCCCAACCCUGUCCCCCCUCAAUGUAGUUAGAGUCGAUUGAGCCUUGCACUGAACGUACGUCCUCCACACUUAAAAAGCAGCAGUAUUAGUAUUAAAGGUCAAGCUGACAUGCCAGUCGACGCCUGUGGCUUCAUCGUGACUAAACUGGAAAAGCACAGGUGUAUCUUGAAGCUUUUCAGGCUAUUUUUGUCACAAAAAGUCUGAAGUGAUGUCUGACUCCUCUACAAACCUUGUUUUUCCACCCACCGUUAACUCCUACUGCCCCCAAAAGACUCACUCAGGAAACACGCACCUUUGAAAGAAUAUGUAUGCACAUAUUCAUUCUGGCUUGUCCGUGUUUUUUGUUUUGUUAGGUUUUUUUUUUUUUUUUUUUUUUUUUUUUAAAUUCAGUUUUAAAAAUCUUUUGGUACUUAGAGGUUUUUGUCAGAACAAAAUUGGAUAAACAAUCACCAGUGUUGUUUUCAUUUGAAGUGAAACUGUUAGUGGCUCACGCAGACAAUUUAUUUUUAUUAUAUAUUUUUUUUUGUUCAAUUUAGAUUUUUCUUUUAGUGAUUGUUUGCACUGGAUUAUCAUACCGGUGGAGCUCAAGUAGUUUGUGUAAAUUCAAAAUGUCAUCGUGUGCGUGUGAGUCUGUCUGCUAAUAUAUUGCAGUACCUACCAUAGUCCCAAAAAAAUCAUUUUAAAGUGAGGUUUUGUGUGAAUCGGCACCUCACCUUGAUGAUUUGAAUGUUGAAUGUUUAUUUUUUUAUUUAUAUUUUUUUUAUUCCCUUCGCCCUAAUAGUGAUUUGCAGAUGUUACAUGAAGGAGCGUUUCAAGUCUUUGGUUGCCUACAGAUCUCCCUGCUUUAUCAGGGACAAGAAUAGUAAUAGUUUAAAAGCAUAACUGUUCACUGGGUUACUGUACAAUGGCAUAUCUACUGUACAUUUUAUUUUACUUUUAAGCAAACAUCAGUCUCAGGCUGUGAAUUCUUCUGACCAGGGACUGAUGUGAUUUAUAAAAAAAAAAAAAAAAAAAGUAAUGUAAUGAAAAUAUUGGGCCAAGACUGACAUUGCAUGACCCCGAACACUAAUUAUGUUGACCUUUACAUAUUUUUUUUAAUGAAUGCAUUGUUGUCUGACAGUGUUGCAACUCUUGGAGACUUUCAGUUGACACUGAAAAAAAAAAUGCAAUAUGCAUGAUUGUCAUUGUUCAGUUUUUUUUUUUUUAAACAAAAUAGUGGUGUUAUUUUCUUAAUGUACGUAUUACAUAGAUACACUAUAAAAGACUUUGCCAAAUUUGAUACAGUGAUAAUGUGAUAAAUUGUGUUUUUUGUUGAAUUGAACAUCUCUUUAUUUUCUAAGACAAAUAUGAAUUGGAAAUUCCAUGAGCCUCGUGAAAGCAGUUUGAAUGUAUAUCUUUGUACAAAACAAUUUUAGGUCUGUGGAUAUGGUAGUAAAGAUAGAUGUGAAAGAUAAAAUAACCCUUUUUUAAAUAAAAUUUUUGUAUUAGAAUAUUAACAAUGGUAAUUUUGUAUAUACAGGAAAGUAGGCUUUCCAAUUAGAUCAAACAUUCCUGCAUUUUUUUUUUUCAAUGUAUGUUUGUCAAAUUAUUACAUGAACAUGCAUCAUGUUAUGUGCCUUUUAUUUGGGUUGUCUAAAUAAAAGAAAACAUUACAUAUUUUGUAUUUAUCAAAUAAUGUUCACCUUUUAAUCAUUGCGAAAUUCAGGAGCGUUUUACUCUAUUUCAGUCUUUUUAAAAAAAAAAAAAAAAAAAAAAAUGUUUACAUACUCUAGAAAAGCCAACGUAAGUGUUCAGUAGCCUUGUUCAUUUGUCUUUGUUGCCUAAAAUUAAACCGUUUUCACCCAUUCAGCACUGAACUGGAGUUUAAAUGGGAAAUAUAUAUGUUUGGUUUUUUUCCUCCCCGUUAUCAAAGCUAGUUGACCUUUUUAAAUUUAGGCACAUUUUCGGAAAUAGGCGCAUCCCAAAAGUUUCACUUAGUUAUUUCUUUUCACACUUGUUGGAUGGCCAGGUACUCCAGACCCAGCUAUUUGUAUACAAGCAAUGAAAAAGUAAUUUGUCAACAAUAUGUCCCCUUAAAGGAAAAAGUGUUGUUCACAUCAUUUAGAGAACUCAUGGCUGAAUCCAGCCUCCGCUUGAAUGUGUCGUCAUCUACAGUUGCCCAGCAGAUGGCGACCAGUAAUCAUUUUCAAAUGUGAAUGCCUGCGUUGGUGUUUCCAUUAAUCAAGAUUUGUCAAAGUAAACAAAUAUGCAUGAAAGUAAUGUGAAAAAAUAAACAUUCCAUGAAUCGAA
Phyllopteryx taeniolatus (common seadragon) is the source of this 4647-nucleotide messenger RNA. RefSeq names its product vascular endothelial zinc finger 1-like. The transcript has 5 exons. Bases 130 to 1518 code for a protein of 462 amino acids. The record is from RefSeq and is a predicted model, not a curated record. Gene Ontology annotation, cellular component: nucleus. Lineage: Eukaryota; Metazoa; Chordata; Actinopteri; Syngnathiformes; Syngnathidae.